AUGUGCGAGUACCUGGCCCAGGCCCCAAAGGACGUCCGGGGCUUUGUUGAUGUCAAAGAUGUCAUCCAGCGCUUCCUCGAAGAAGUGGCAGGCACAGGCAUUCUUGAGUACCCCUCAAUGCUGAAGAAGAUGCGUGCGCUGGAGGACAGAGGAGCAACAUUCUCACGGAAGACCAUAAAAGCGUUGAACCUCACAGGAGGGGAUGGUUGCUUUUUCCACACUGGUCAACAUGAGGUGACCUUGUACGAACUUGCUAUUGACCAUCUCCUCAAGCCGAACACAAAGUAUGAGAGGCACAUGGAAGAGAAUCACUUGCUACAUGUUCGUGCAAUACCUUGA
Ostreobium quekettii is the source of this 339-nucleotide messenger RNA. Lineage: Eukaryota; Viridiplantae; Chlorophyta; Ulvophyceae; Bryopsidales; Ostreobiaceae. The record is from the annotation of a GenBank genome assembly.